GAUUCUUCCAUCCUGAGCAGAAGACAUGGCCGGCAGGGUUUCCAGGAAAGUCAUGAAGUUGUGGUCUUCCAGAGGACCCCUGCCAAGUCUGAACCAUUUGGAAAGCCAUCUCCAGCUGUUGAAACAAAGAAAACACUGCAGAAAACAGAGACCAGAUUCUUGCUCUUUGGAGAUGAGACAGAUAAGGGCUGUCGGAUCCAGCUCAACCACGUGGACACGUUACAGGAGUGUGGCUUCAACUCCUCCCUGCCUUUGGUGAUGAUAAUCCACGGGUGGUCGGUGGAUGGCCAGCUGGAAGGCUGGAUCUGGCAGAUGGUGGCGGCGCUGAAGUCCACGCCAUCACGGCCGGUGAACGUGGGGCUGGCCAACUGGAUGUCCCUGGCCCACCACCACUACGCCAUCGCCGUCCGCAACACCCGCCGCGCGGGCCAGGAGGUGGCCGCUCUCCUCCAAUGGCUGGAGGGUUGGAUGCCGCGGGCCCUUUGUUUGAAGGAACGUCCCCCAGUGACCGUCUUUCUCCAGAUGACGCUGAUUUUGUGGACGCCAUUCACACCUUCACCCGGGAGCACAUGGGCCUGAGCGUGGGCAUCAAACAGCCCAUAGCGCACUAUGACUUCUACCCUAAUGGGGGCUCCUUCCAGCCCGGCUGCCACUUCCUAGAGCUCUACAAACACAUCGCCCGGCACGGCUUAAAUGCCAUCACCCAGACCAUCAAAUGCGCCCACGAGCGCUCGGUGCACCUCUUCGUGGACUCCCUGCUGCACGAGGGCAUGCAGAGCACGGCCUACCUGUGCAGCGACAUGGACAGCUUCAGCCAGGGCCUGUGCCUGAGCUGCGGGAAGGGCCGCUGCAACACUCUGGGCUACCAUGUCCGCCAGGAGCGGCACAGAAAGAGCAAGAGGCUCUUCCUCGUGACUCGAGCCCAGUCCCCUUUCAAAGUUUAUCAUUACCAGUUCAAGAUCCAGUUCAUCAACGAAAUUGAGAAACCAGUAGAACCAACUUUUACCAUGUCGCUACUCGGAACCAAAGAGGAAAUGCAGAAGAUCCCCAUCACUCUGGGCGGAGGAAUCACUAGUAAUAAAACCUACUCCUUUCUUAUCACGUUGGAUUCGGACAUCGGCGAGCUGGUCAUGAUCAAGUUCAAGUGGGAAAACAGUGCGGUGUGGGCCAACGUCUGGAACACCGUCCAGACCAUCAUCCCAUGGAGCAUGGGGCCCCACUACUCGGGCCUUGUCCUGACGACCAUCAGAGUCAAAGCAGGAGAGACUCAGCAAAGAAUGACAUUUUGCUCAGAAAACAUGGAUGAUCCACAACUUCACCCAACCCAGGAGAAAAUCUUUGUGAAAUGUAAACUCUAAAAAAUUAAAGUGAAAGAUCAGAUGAGAUUUAAUGAAGAUACAGUGUAAAGAAUAAAUGAAUCUUAUUCCUUA
Tupaia belangeri chinensis (Chinese tree shrew) is the source of this 1430-nucleotide messenger RNA. It is a transcript of the gene LIPC, whose product is annotated as lipase C, hepatic type. Lineage: Eukaryota; Metazoa; Chordata; Mammalia; Scandentia; Tupaiidae. The record is from RefSeq and is a predicted model, not a curated record. Gene Ontology annotation, biological process: lipid catabolic process. Gene Ontology annotation, molecular function: apolipoprotein binding; lipoprotein lipase activity.